AUGGAACAUGCCCCUUCAACAGCAACAGAAAAUGCAACUAAAUCUGCAAAUGCAAAUAAAACUAAAACUAGAAAGGCUACUAAAAGUGCAGAUGCAACUGCAAUUGGACAUACUACCGCAACUUUCACUGCGAUUUUAACUGCAGAUGCAACUGCAACUGCCCCUGCCGCUGCACAUUUAGAAGCAGCUGCAAAUUUACCCGAUCCUGCAUUUGCACAUACAACUGCAACUGCAACAGCAACUGCAACUGCAAAUGCUUCUAAAACUACUUAUGCAACUGCUUUGGAACAUUCUACUGCAACUCGAACUGCAAUUUUAACGGCAGAUGCAACUGCAACUGCACAUGCCAUUGUAACUGCUACUGCAGCUGCACAUUUAUAUGCAACAACAAAUUCACGCUUAACAAAAAUUGCAAGAAAACGACAAUCGCACAUGCAACGCCAAUUGCUAAUAAUACGAAAAAUGAUACUGCAGCUGCAUAUGCAAAUUUACAUAAAACUGCAACAGCAGAGGCCACAGCAUAUGCUACAAAAGCUGCACAUAAAGAAGCCACCUCAACAGCAGAUUCCACUGCCUUUAGAGCUCACAGGCAACUGCACUGCAAAUGUAACUGCAACUGCAACAGCUACUGCAGAUAAAACUAAAAUUGCAUUUGCACAUGUAACUGCAAAUAUAACUGCACAUUUAAAUGCAAAUACAGCAACAUAUAUCUAUGCAACUAAAAAUAAACAUGCUACUGUUACUGCAACCGCAAAAUUAAUUGCAACUGCAUCUACAUAUGCAAAUAAAAAUUCAUAUAAAACUGCAACUUCAACUGUACAUGCUACUGCUACUUUAACUACAACUUCUAUUGCAGAUGCAACUUCAACUGUACAGGCUACUACAACUGCUACUGCAGCUUCACAUUCAAAUGCAACUGAAAAAUCACCUGCAACUGAUAUUGCAAAUGCAAAUGCACAUGCAACUACAACUACAACUGCAGAUCAUGCAACUGCUUCUGCAACACGAACGUAUUUUGCAACUGCAACAACAUAUGCCCAUAAAAAUAAACUAACAACUGCAAUUGCAACUGCACAUGCAUUUGCAAUUACAAAUGCAUAUGUUACUGCUGUGCACAUGCAAAUUUAA
Messenger RNA from Polistes canadensis, 1128 nucleotides. RefSeq lists its product as uncharacterized. The record is from RefSeq and is a predicted model, not a curated record. NCBI's taxonomy places the organism in Eukaryota, Metazoa, Arthropoda, Insecta, Hymenoptera, Vespidae. Bases 1 to 1128 code for a protein of 375 amino acids. The transcript has 4 exons.